Macrobrachium nipponense is the source of this 11500-nucleotide messenger RNA. RefSeq lists its product as uncharacterized. The transcript is spliced from 34 exons. The record is from RefSeq and is a predicted model, not a curated record. NCBI's taxonomy places the organism in Eukaryota, Metazoa, Arthropoda, Malacostraca, Decapoda, Palaemonidae. The coding region runs from base 538 to 11262 and encodes 3574 amino acids. Gene Ontology annotation, molecular function: protein binding; guanyl-nucleotide exchange factor activity. Gene Ontology annotation, cellular component: plasma membrane; nucleus.
GUCGUAGAGUAAAAUACUAAAGGCAAGGGAAUGAGAUUUCUUGUAUAGGCAAGAGUGAAUGAGUCGAAGAGAACGCACCCAAGGAAGAGAGACUACGAGGAAAACCUCCCGAAGCUGGUCAGUGCGCACGUGAGGGUGCUAGUGGUAGGACGUGUAGGUAGUCGCUCUCCGACCUCCUGUCAUCGUGUAUGAGCCAUCUCUACUACGCAUGGCGGACAGCAUCCUCCUCUUUUAUCCGUAGAAACAUAACAACAACAACCAUUCGCUAAAAAUCAAGUGACUGUGCGUAAACUUAAGGAGAGCACUUGUGGAACUAAAUGAUUUAUAAAGAAAAUGAUGUGAGACUUCGAAUAAGCGGCGAAUAUUGUGUGAAUUAAGCCAUGUUUCACCUCGACCGGAUUCUUAAUGUCAGUGUUUCGUGAUCAUUUUUCCGCCACUUAAAUUUUAGAUGAAACGAGGAAGCGGAGCAACGUUCUGAAAUCGUGUCGUGGAUUUUUAAUGAUCUAUUUGCUACAGGUUUAAGAUUAAUUGCACAGUAUGCUCAAGUGGACUCUGCGAAAUUCCACUGAUGCUCCAACGCCCCCUUUGCCCGAUGUCCGAUACCAAGUCAGACGUGCCGAAGUCAAGCUCAACCUCAAGGAUUCGAACAAGUGCUGGUUAGAAACACAGGUCAAAGUCGCCCAGGUUAGAUCUACCUCAAAAAUAGCUGGAACUGCCAAAGAAAACGAGGUCUUGCUGGCCAGAGAAAAUGGGAAAUUAUUUCAAGAGAAGGAGAACGAGUCCAUUUUCAGAAGGCUGAUCUCUCCCUCCCACUCGUACGCAGACGACGAUAAGAAGAGAAAAAGACAUCACAAGCAUUACAGAAACAGCUCCUGCAGAUGCAACCCGUUGGACCCACUGCGCCUCUUCUCUGGCGAGGUGACCGACAGCGAUACCGGCAGUGUGUACAUGCGGCUGGAGCACACGCCCGUCGCCCUCCAGCCCCGCCCUCAGGUGGUUGCCACGACGGGGCCCCACGACCCGAGACGGAAGCCCCUCUGUGAUAUCUCCAACGGCGACUACAGCGACCUUCGGAAGCAUCUGCAGUGCAUCUCCUCCCCCUCUGCGUCCUCCUCUCACCUCCACCAUCAUCACCAUCACCUUCAUCACCAUCCUCAUCCCCAAGAGCUGCCUCAGUACCUGCAGAAGUUCGCCGCCCCUCCUCACGCCCACGGCCAUGGCAGGCACUACAGCGGUCAUUUUCAGCGCUCCAUCCCUCCCCCACCAAGACCUGACCCGCUGGGGGCAUCAGACUCUCAAUCGAACCUCAACCUUGACCCCAGAAGGAGGUCGCGCUCAUCCUCGAGAUCAAGAUCUCGGUCGUCCUCAGCACCCCGUUCCCUUCCUUUAACCGCCAUUAACUCGAGCCUACUCGAAGGCAGCACCCUCACCACUACCUCGAGCCACAACAGCAGCAGCAGCGCGAGGGGCGUUGCCGAGGGUAAGAGCCAGUCCAUGAUCCAGGAAGGGCCGUGCCCGCCGGAGGGACACUCCCACUAUCUGAAGAGGCACUCCAUAGCCGACAUCCCCUCAGAGGCGUCCUUUCGGGGCGUGUGGCAGAUCCAGAAGGAGAGGAGAGGGAGGUCCUCCAGUCACGAGAGGAAGAAGGAGAAGUCCUACGAGAGGGUGAGGUCCCCCAGGCAUCUCAGGGACAGGAGAAAAGACAAGGAAGAGGCGGUCAAGGAGGAAGGUCGAGGGAAGACUCCAAGGGAGAGGGUGGAAGGGAGGAGAGCCUCGAGGGAGAAGGUCAAGGAGGAGCCCAUAUACGAGAGGGUCGACAACGGGGACACCUCCGAGUCGAGUAAAACCAACUCCGGGUCGAGUCUGAACUCCAAAAAUAGCCACAAUUCUUUCGACAACGCCGUGUACAUGUCCAUGAAAGACCUGAGGGAGCGCUGCACUCAUGACAAUCCCGACGACUGUUCCUGCCAGCAGGAACACCUGUACUCUUCCCUUCAUCUGCGAAUAUCACCCGACCCCAAUAAAACUCCCGUCCACAUGCACGAUCACCUGUACGAAAACAUGUUGUAUUUACCCAUGACCGAAGUCAAAAGCGUCGUUAAAAAACCCAUCGAUCUAAAUAGACCCUUGCCAGAUCCUCCGAAUUUCGAGGACGCGGAGUUAGACAAUACCUGUGAUUUUACCUCCGAGCCUCAAAAGGACAUUCACAAACCGGUGGCUAUUAAAAUAUCGAACGACCUGAUCGCUCGUUUCGGCAAGUCCCCUAACGACAGACAGCACCCUAUGCCUCAGUAUGGCCUGUACAUCGCGACGCAACCGUCGAAGAAGCCCUGCAAGAUCGAAGACUGCCAUCAGUCGGACGGCCGUCGCAGUCAGGCCGACAAACCGGGAAAGGUGUACAAAAGCACCGGGCAGCACGUCCACAUCAAUUACUCUCACGAAAAGCACGAUAGCCCCUCCAUCCCCUUGCAUAACUUGAGACCGCCCCCGCCCCCUCCACCUCGAAAGUCCAGGUCGAGUCAGGGCAGCAGCUCGAAGACCAAAGCCAAAUCCAAAGGCUCAACCAAACCAAAGUUAGAUCCUCAUCUCCCUGUGAUAUACGAAAAUACGAGGCAAGAGGAAGAGUUAGUCCAUUCGGCCAAGAAACGGAAAUUAAGACACAGCAUGGAAAUAGAAUUCAGCUUCGACGACGAAGUUCGGCGCAUGAGUAGAUCGUCGGAGGAGGCGAGCGUGUCGGGGUCAAGCCCCAGAGAACGUAACACCUCUGGCAGCGAUAACCCGGACAGCGGCGUAUCUGAGGGCGUGAAUACCCCUCUCGUUAGUCCUCUCAGCGCCCCGAGAAGCCCCCAGACACCGAGAAGUGACAGCCUGCUAGAAGAGCCUUGCACGCCCCUUACUAUGGAUGAGUUGCACGGUUGCAAUAAGAGUCCCAAAGAGAACAUCGACGCGAAUAGGACCUCCAAUAUAUAUGUAAAUUUAUCCCAUGACGUGACGGAUCCUCGUUUCCUGAGCCUCCUGAGGGAUUCGGGUCAUCUCGGACAAAGCAUCGCGGAAGCUUAUAUCGACGACCUCUUUCAUCAGGUGAGCCAGCAGGUAAUGCAACAAACUCACUCAAGUAUGUCGACGUCCAAUUUCGAGUCCACCUGCCGCAGUUUUGAUCAGCUGGAAAGUCCGGUGCCGAGUAAGAGCGUCGAUUUGAGCAAAAUGCUUCUGAGUGCCGUCGGUAGGAAUUUAUUUUCCGAGUCAACCAAAGUAUCCACGCCAGAUCGGGAGACGAGGACCCAUUCCGGCGAUGCUCCUCAUAAUACUUCAUCGCUGUCGAGGAGGCAUUCGUUCUCAAGUCUGGCCGAAAUUUCCCGUAGACUUUCCAAGAUCGAAUUUCAUGACGACACUACGUCCCUCUGGGGCUUGGAGGUGUCCGACCAUGAUGCUUCUUCUUCCCCUUCCCUCAAGAAAACCAAAUCCCUGCACUGCCUAGAUUUAUCUGUCAAGAGUAGUCCGGUUACUGGCAAUGUCCCGCUGAUGGAUUCCAUGGCUGAAAUUCUCAAAGACCCGGAGGAAAUGAGCUUUAGAUUCCCAGCGAGCAAAUCCCAACUAUUAUCUCAUAGCAAAAUGUCGGCGAACCCCGAGGAAAGUGAACAAUCAGGACAAUGGUGGCUGCUGGGGGAGGGAGGCGGUCGUGGUGGGCGUGGAUAUUGGAAUGAAGAUGGGAGUGAGGAAGAAAAGGGGGAGGGUAGGACGGGGGAGGCAUCCCCCACAGAAGGGUCAGGUAAAAGGGCAGGUGGUGGUCAGGCAGCCCAGCCAGGUUCAUUCAGUGAACUGCCUUCGUCCCACGACCGUCAUCCCAUCUCAUCUCAGCCUUCCAUCACCCCAGCUUCCCAUCGUUCCCCUACGAGUAACCCGACACUACCACUUCCGGUGAUGAGCGGAGGGCAGCAGCAUCUGGGUAUGGGUCGUGAGAGUGCCUCUUCCUCCUCCUCCUCCUCCUCCUCUUCCUGCUAUUCAGUGCCUCUUGGGCCACCAUCCUGCGAGGAAGAGAAUAGUUCCCGACUCAAUCUGAGUCAGUGUGCGAGUGGUUGCGGCGGUGACUCGACCGUCCUCACGUUAGACAACUCGAGUCAGCUGACGUCUCGUCAGCAGCGCCGACAGGAGGAGAGUAGCUACCGCCUUCAGCGCAUGUUACAGGAUCGUUCACGCUCUCCUCAGGAAACCGAGCAGGAUGAGUCGGUGAGCGCCGAUUGGUCUAUGGAAGCUGUCCUGGACGAGGCCUCGACUUUCGAGCACCACGACCUUGAUCCCGAAAACAGCGACCUCCCCGAAUCGCCGGAGUCGCAGGAGUCCAUCAGUCUGUACGCCCUGGGCAGUGAGUUCGCCGACAGCAUCUACAUCAGCCCCCAACUGUGCGAGAAGAUCAAAGAAGUGUCCGAAGAGAAGAUGCUGGCCAGGUUGCGGAAAUCCUUCCGUAGCAAAAAGGAGAAGGCUCCCCCGGGCCAUGGACCCGUCGUGAUCAACAAUAACAGCGGGAGUUCGAAGCCAAAAGUCGGGAUUUUGAUGUUUGUGGACAAUCCUAUGUAUUUGAGUCCCGAAGUGAAAAAAGAGGCGAAGGUCGUCAGUGCUCAACAGCAGGGUAGUGUGUGGUAUGUGGGCAACCCAAUGUACAAUUCACCUGGUCCCGAUAAACUGAGAAACCUAAAUUACGACGCCAAACAAAAGGCGAUCUGCGAGAAGGAAAAUCAGAGGAAUGCCCGUUUAGCUAAAGCCGUGUGUCAAAAUAAUAAUCUUAGGAAGCCUUUGGGCAGCUUGUGGUUGCAAAGCAAUCCCUGUUAUUACUCUCCCGAUGUCAAGAAUCAUUUGUCGUCAAACACCAACAAUAAACUCAGUAACAACAACAACAAUGAUAAUAAGACGAACAACCCUACCUCAGUCCCGAAGACCUACGUGCGCGAGAAACCAGAUGACCACUACCUAACUCCGAUAUCUGUCAAACAUCCGAAGAACUUCCUACCCAAACCGUCCGCCGUGCCUUUGGAUAAACUGAACGACGGAGACAUCCUCGAUCUGCAGAAGUUUAUCGACCACGAAUACUGCACCAUCCCCGGAGACGAGUCUGACUCGUGGGUGAGUCAGUCGACCUCGAGGAAAAGCGACUCUCCCGUCGCCAGGAGAACACUCGAGUUCGGUGCCAUUAAGAAGCAGAGAGAGGAGAAGGCUGCCAAGAAACCGAUCACGCCCUCCAGGAUAUGGCGCCAGACGGGGAAGAACCAGCACUCCACUCCGAGGAAGUACCAGGGGACGUUGGAGAAGAACCUAGACACAGGGGCUGCCCUGGGGACUAGGGCGCAUAGGACCCCAAGGGCUGUGAAGAGAGGAAAAAAGACAAGGGAAACCGCUCAGGUAUUCCCGGGGCAACAGCCCCACUCCCCCGCCCUCCCAGCACGUCCCCACCCGGGGCACCACCAUUACGUCAAUGAGAGGACACAUCCGCCUCACUCGAGGUUCGAGGACACGAGCGACUUCCACCGCCAGGGCCCCGAGGACCUGGACGACUCCACGAAGUUCCAGCUGCCCCCCGACAGCGUCUACGAGAGCAUCACCUUCCUGCAGGGGAAGUCCGAGAAGAAGCUGCCCCCCGAAUGGGUCGCCCAGUCUCGGAUCCUCGACCGGGCGCCUCCCACGGGGCUGUCCUCCUGCGUAGGAUCGUCCGUCUACUCGUCGUCUUCCUCCUCCUCCUCCUCGAGGAACUGCUCCAGGAAGGGCGGAGGAGACCGCGUACGGCGCUCCGCAUCCUGCGCGUCCUCCUUCCCGUCGGGGACAAAAAACGGCCUGGGCCCAGGCUCUCUGAGCGAAGGGAGCCUGAAGGCGCGGUCUGUCAAGAAGUGUUCCACCACCAGGAAGGUUACCAAGAAGUAUCGGGCCAGAGACGUCUUACAAGGAAAGGGUCAGUUAAAAUUAGCUGUGUACGAGAACUUUGGUCUAUUGACGAUUCACAUCAUCGAGGCAAAGAAAUUAAGGUCACGGCUUUCUAGCGUCUGCAAUCCGUAUGUGAAGAUUUCCCUAGUCCCUGACACGGAGGAGAGAACCUUCUGCCGGACCCCGCUGGUGAGGGCCACGAACGCCCCCCACUUCGAUCAGAAAUUCAGUUUUGAUUUCUUGCCCGAGGACCUCGAUAAGCGUCUGCUGGUGUCCGUCUGGAGCAGGGAUACCCUGAGGAAGAGAAGCGAAUUUCUUGGUUGCAUGUCUUUCAGUAUCGCCCACAUCUCGACAAAGCGAGUCCAUGGCUGGUUCCGACUGCUGACGGAGACUCUCGGGCGCAGAAAACACUUCGCUGUCUCCUUCUUGAACGCAUCGCACGACACAACCAGAAGCAAGAUGGAAGAAGUUCUGAUUCUGGACGACCGCCCCUCCACGACAAAUAACAAUGACAAUGAGAGGGAACCACUCUACAGUACCUUAGAACACCAUCAAGGUCAGCGCCGUGCAAUGCAGUCGGCCUCGACCGCUAAGGAUGGCCUCGUGGAACUGGUAUUGGACCUCGAGGACGACCUGCCGGAAGACGCAUUCUUCUGCCGCCGACCGCCUCUCCCAAAUCAUCAGCCUGCGAACGAGAAUGAGUUAGUGGGUAACUCCCCCCAGAAGCCCAGAGGACAGACUCCUUAUACCAUCACCAUCGGCAUUUCCAAAGGCAACCAAGGUUACGGCUUCAGCGUGAAAUGGACCAAGCCCCCGCGAGUGGAGAGGGUGGAGCCAGGCCUGGCAGCCGAUCGAGCCGGGCUCAGGGCCGGAGACUACAUCAUCUUCAUCGGCGAACACAACGUCGUCAAGUACGACGAAAAUGCAGUUCUUCAAAUAAUCAGAGAGUGCGGGGAAACCCUCAUCAUGGAGGUGUACCGCAGGGGAAUCACUAAGGUCCCUCGCGGUUUGGCCAACGGCUACGCCAACCGAGCCUCCAUCAGCGAGUCCAAUGAGUCCCACCCAAGGAAGCGACUGAGCCAUAUUACUUUCAACUCGGAGGGUGGCGAGCAGGACCGUCAGAACAUCAUCUACAAUCUCAUCAACUGCGAACAGGCCUUCAGCAACGCCUGCAGGUUCGGCCUCGAACGCUACUUCAUCCCCCUCAAGUUCCGAACAGACCUCAUCACGCAGGCUCAGCAUUCUCAGCUUUUCAGCAAUAUGGACCAGCUGGUGGACAUGUCGGACAGCGUCGUCGACAGACUCAUGGGUAAUGAUGAUGACGAUGGCAUCGGAGACAAUGUGGGAUUCAUCUAUUACCAGAUGGUCGACGAAAUGGCCGAGAACUACAGCAAAUAUUUCAGCGGACUUCCCGAAGCCGAUAAACUCCUCUCCCACAAACUGCACGAGAUCGAUUUCAAGGAUUUCUUGCUGACCCCCCAAAUACCUCGCAAGAAGCCCGACAUAACCACUUUCAUACACAAACCCGCAGAGCAUAUACGUGAGCUGGUGGGUUUCCUGACGAAGUUGUACUCGUCCUCGCCAGGCCACAAGGAUAAUACUUACCUGGACACCGUGCUUGAUCGACUAAAGGCGUGUUACAGAGGCAUGACCAGCCAGCAGAACAUAAUGGAGCCAACGCCCCCGCUGUCCCCGACAGGUGUAGCCGGCAAUGCCCUGAGGCCUCCCUUGGUGUCCGUCUCGGACAUCGAACAACGUCUUGUGUUCACCAAGUACACACAGCCCUUCCGCCUGCACGACAACCGUCGCCAGUGGGUGUUCGGAGGCGAACUGUACAAGUUCGAGGGCAGGAACCUGAAGCAGUACUGGGUGAUGCUGUUCAAUGACCUCCUGCUCUUCACCAAGAUCAACCGAGACAGGGUCAUCUUCGUCAUGGAGGAUCCGGUGCCUCUGACUGCAGUCUUGCACGCUCUCUUCACCGUCAAAAAAAAAGCAACGGAGUUCAGACUGAUCAUCGACACCACCGUCAAGGUGGCAGGAGCCACGAACAGCUACAUGACGCUGCCCAGGACUCAGCGAGCAGCGAGGAAGAAGAAGAAUCACAACACCGUUACUCUGGGGAGGGAAAACAAACGUACCCUUGUUCUGAGGGCACCCACCCUCGAACUCAAGGCCACUUGGAGUAACCUCAUACAAAGACAGCUUUACGUGUGCCAGCAAAUGCCAUCGCCUCCUUCACUCUACGGAGAAAGCGCGCCCAGUCUUGGUCGAGCAGUCAGCACGGACGGUCUGCACUCUCCUCCCGCUGUCGGUGCUGGACGAUUCAGCUGUUCGGUUGGGGAUUUACGUCCUGGUGGUGAAACCGAAGAAGUGGUCGAACUGAAUGAUGUCCGACCAAAGCCUGCUCAGAGGUUGGUCUUUAAGUCUUCAAAAGUUAUAGGAACAAACCGCAGAGAGAGGAUUGAAGAAAUUGAGCUCGGUUUUGAGGAUGGACCAGAGACAGAGGAACAUUUUCCAUCGCAUCAGGGAGGAACUGCAAUACCCCCUAGUAAUGGUAAUCCAGUAGCAAAUCAUAGGCAGGCCUUCACUGAAGGUCAAGAUGAUCUAAUACUAAAUAUCCAGGAUGAAGGGCGACAGAGUUAUUCCUCAAAUGCUGCGCGGUAUGGGAAGUCUAAGUCCUCCAAAGUAAAGCAGAAAGGUGGUCGAAGUCGCAAAGGAGGCAAACGCUUCUCGCGAGGUGGUGGUGGAGGGGGUUAUGCUGAGGAAGUUGUCCUUAACAUGAACGAUGAGCCUCCUCAUCCUGUUUCUCAAGGUAACAAUGAUCCUUCUCGAAUGAGUGGUGCCUUAUACAACCGUAGUGAUAGCCAGGAAUCGGUUCCUGACAUUGUUGUAACCCGGAAUGAUGAUUCUGUUGCUAUUAAUGGAAAUUACCCAGUCAAUGAUGAUGAAGAUGAAGAGGACUUUGUUAUAGAAGAUAUAAGAACUGGUGUCCAGACCUAUCUUGAUCCGAAGAAGAAGGGAAUUGGCAGUAAAGUUAAGGACAAAUUGUUCCCAAACAGACAUUUGCCUAAGGCUAAGAAGAUUGACAGAGCAAAGAAAGUUGAGCAGUUUGUUGAUUCUAUUAUGAUAGAAGAUUUGAAUCGUGGGGGACGAGUGACUCCUAUAUUUGACAGAGAAGAAUACCUAACACAUGAUGACUAUACUCAGAAAAGGCACACCUUACUCCAAAAUCACCCAAAGAAUUUCAUUGAAGGUGACACAGAAAUCAUUACACUAGAUUUUCCAACUACUUCUUCCCUUAGUCCCCAGAGUGCCGAACUUGCAAUGGAAGAAGAAAAAAGACAGUUAAUCAUGAAGAGAAAAGAAAAUAAAAAGAAAGGUUUGACACUGGAGGGCAUAGAAGAAGAGUCCCCAGAUCACUCUAGCAGUGCCCAGAAGCCUAUUAUAUCCCCUGAAGCUUAUGAGGAUUACAUUGGUGAGUCUGUUGAAAAUGAUUACCCUGAACUAGCAGGAGGAUCGGAUUUCCAAAACGACCAGUACGAUGAUGAGUUAUUUGCACAAAGAGAACAAGAACUGUAUGAAGAGGAGCAGAGAAGGCUUCAACGCGAGCAGGAGGAGUACGAGUUACAACUAAAGGAGGAAGAGUUACGUCAACAACAGGAAGAAGAAGAACGUUUGCAAGAAAUGCUGAAACAGCAGCAACAGGAGGAACUGCGUUUACAGGAGGAGCAACAGCAAUUGCAGUGGCAGCAGCAGCAGCAGGAACUUGAGGAGCAAAAGCCCACAGGUCCACUUUCAGGUUCAGCAUCAAUGAGUUUCAUGGAUGACCACAGUCCAACAAGUAAUGGUAUGGCUGACAGCCAAAGGCUCAAACGCUAUGGGAGCAGUUGUGACAUUGCCCAGUUUGGAGUGUAUGGAGAAAGUACUUCGAGUUAUGGUAGACAUAAUGAUUUUAAUGCUAAUGCAGACUCCUACAACUGUAAGUCAAAGGUUGGAGGGACUGGUUCUGGAGCCUUUGUCGCUGAUAAGUUAGCAGUGUUUGAGAGGGUCGUAGAAGAAGAACACAGGAAGUUCAUUGAAUGUCAAGAAGUACGGAAGCGUAUUUUCAGGCAGCCGAAAAAGAGUGGCGAAUAUCUGGACAAAUUUUACAGCCCACAGGUCAUUGAAAAUAUUGAUGCAAGAGCUAGCGUCAGAAGCCGAAAACUGCGUUACUAUGAUGACGUUUUUGACAGCGAUGACAAUCUACGGUCCCCUUCUCCAAAUAGGGCACGAUCUCCUCCUUCCAGAACGUUGUCUCCUCCUAAAAGUAGCAAUGUUGCAAGUCCAUCAGGAUACAGAGUUCCAGUUCCAGAACCCCCGUCUUUCUCGCCCCAGCCUCGAAGCCAUGUCAUCUACUCUAACAGCAGUGAGCCAAGUGAACCGGCUCGUUCUCCUUCGCCUCUGCCAGUGGAGGAUGAUUAUGACUACGAUGUUUAUGGUUACUUGGGAAAUGGACCCCAGCCAAGUUCUCCGGGGCCUGCAUAUGGCAACAACACUACUCGCCAGUGCUCGCCUGAGCCUCAGUCGCAGGCAGCCAAGGAGAUGUACCCCACCUCCAGCCGGGUGACUUCGCCAGGUCCGAGCAGCAGUGCCUUGCAAGUAGACCGUGUCAGCUCUUUAGACAAACAGACAGAUGAGGUGAUGGAGAUGUUAGAUAACAGUUACUUAGAUAUGAAUGACCUCGAUGCGGUGAACGGACCGACAACAGGUAAAUUAGAGAACAACGGCAGGAGUGGCAGCUACGACGCGGUCAACAUGAACGCUCCUAGUUCAUCCUCGAUGGAUGCGCGCGACCCACUGGACGAUGUCUUCGAAAUUGAAGAUUACGACAACAUGGGCUCGAGCACGUCAGUCGGUCGAGGGGGACACAAGAGGAAGGCCGCACCAGCUCCUCCUCCACCCAACGCCUCCUCCUCCUCCUCCACCUCCACUUCGGAGAACAAGCUGGGCGGCUUCUUCAACAGGGUGAGGAAGGACAAGGAAAAGGAUGUAGACAGGGCGAGGAUGAAGAAGACGAAGGAGAAGAAAGAAAACAAGGACAAAGAGAAGCCUGCAGGAAAGAGGUUCCAACUUUUUGGCGGAGCUAAAAAGGCAAACGAAUCCAGUACUGCAGAAGGUGCUGAAGAGAAUUCUCCUAAGAAGGACAAGAAGGACGACAAAGGCAAACGUCGUCUCUUCGGACGUGGGAAGGAGAAUUUCUUAGGCCGCAGUCCAAAUAUAUCCCACAAAUCUGACCAACAGGCUGCAAGAAUGACAGGCGGGUCGUUCGAUCAAGACUCGAUCGAUCUGGACGAUGAGGCCGAGUUUCUUUAGACGUGAUUUGGAUGGCUGACCGACAUUCUCUCAGCUUCGCGAUCUCCUCCAUAGAUGGCGCGCUGAAUGCCGCCGUCCCGUGGCUGAGAGAUGCUCGGCAAUUGUUGAAUUUAUUUACUGUGUUGUUUGUUUAUUUAUUACUUUUUUUUUUCAAAAAAGAUUUUUGUCAUCUUGAAAUAGUUACCACCUGUGUGCACAGAGAAUAUUCCGAUGCGGAUGUUUUUAAUUAUAUAUAUAU